Molecule: messenger RNA, 3093 nt
Organism: Nelumbo nucifera (sacred lotus)
Lineage: Eukaryota; Viridiplantae; Streptophyta; Magnoliopsida; Proteales; Nelumbonaceae
Gene: ETR1
Product: Signal transduction histidine kinase, hybrid-type, ethylene sensor
Biological process (GO): phosphorelay signal transduction system; phosphorylation; response to ethylene
Cellular component (GO): endoplasmic reticulum; endoplasmic reticulum membrane
Molecular function (GO): ethylene binding; protein binding; ethylene receptor activity
Source: RefSeq, a predicted model, not a curated record
UCUUGUCUCCUGUGAAACGCUUUCCUUUCGACUAUAUCUUGCUUGUUCUCCUUUAUAGAUUUGGAGGCUGUAAAACUGAAGAUAUAUGUAAUUGAUUGUCACUUUCUUUCUCCCAUGAAUCACAGGGAUCGCUUAUGGAAAACCCGCCUCUGACCAUUGGCUCAAUCGAUCAGAGUAAAGUUCAGAGGAAUCAGGUAUGUAAAAAAGGAGGUAUUGGUUGAGGGUUACGGAGCUGUGGAACUUCGUAUUAUUUUUGGGCUAGUGCUUGCCUUUUGUACAUGAGAACCUAACCCUUUCCAUAUAUCAUACACAUCUUACGUAUAAAAAAAUUAAACAUGGAGUCUUGCAACUGUAUUGAGCCACAAUGGCCAGCUGACGAACUAUUGAUGAAGUACCAAUAUAUUUCAGACUUCUUCAUUGCACUUGCUUAUUUUUCAAUUCCUCUUGAACUUAUCUACUUUGUAAAGAAAUCUGCCGUUUUCCCUUAUAGAUGGGUGCUUGUGCAAUUUGGUGCUUUCAUAGUUCUUUGUGGAGCAACACACCUUAUUAACUUGUGGACUUUCAGUACACAUUCAAGAACUGUGGCAGUUGUAAUGACCACAGCAAAAGUUUUGACUGCUGUUGUGUCUUGUGCAACUGCACUCAUGCUUGUGCAUAUUAUUCCUGAUUUGUUGAGUGUGAAGACUAGAGAGUUAUUUUUAAAAAAUAAGGCUGCUGCGCUUGACAGAGAGAUGGGCCUGAUUCGUACACAGGAAGAAACUGGCCGGCAUGUUAGAAUGCUGACUCAUGAGAUAAGAAGCACCCUUGACAGGCAUACCAUCCUGAAGACCACUCUUGUUGAGCUGGGUAGAACUUUGGCAUUGGAGGAGUGUGCACUGUGGAUGCCAACACGCACUGGUUUGGAGCUUCAACUUUCCUAUACUCUUCGCCACCAAAAUCCUGUUGGGUUUACUGUACCUAUUCAGCUUCCUGUGAUCAAUCAAGUUUUUAGCACCAGCCGUGCUGUAAAAAUAUCACCGAGUUCCCCAGUUGCAAGAAUCCGGCCUCUCACAGGAAAAUAUAUUCCUGGGGAGGUUGUUGCUGUGCGUGUCCCACUUCUACAUCUCUCAAAUUUCCAGAUUAAUGAUUGGCCGGAGCUUUCCACAAAACGUUAUGCAUUGAUGGUUUUAAUGCUUCCCUCAGAUAGUGCAAGGCAGUGGCAUGUCCAUGAGUUGGAGCUUGUGGAAGUGGUCGCUGAUCAGGUGGCAGUUGCUCUUUCACAUGCUGCAAUUUUGGAAGAAUCUAUGAGGGCAAGAGAUAUGCUUUUGGAGCAAAACGUUGCUCUGGAUUUGGCAAGGAGAGAAGCAGAAACAGCAAUUUGUGCUCGUAAUGACUUUCUGGCAGUUAUGAACCAUGAGAUGCGAACACCUAUGCAUGCAAUUAUUGCACUCUCUUCCUUACUGCAGGAAACUGAGCUGACACCUGAACAACGCUUGAUGGUCGAGACAAUCUUGAAGAGCAGUAACCUCUUAGCAACACUCAUUAAUGAUGUUUUAGAUCUCUCAAGGCUUGAAGAUGGAAGCCUUGAACUGGAUAUUGGGACUUUUAACCUUCAUUCAGUAUUCAGAGAGGUUGUAAACUUGAUCAAGCCUAUUGCUUCUGUCAAAAGGUUGCUGGUGUCAUUAAAUUUGGCUCACGAUUUGCCAGAGUAUGCUGUUGGAGAUGAAAAACGUCUCAUGCAAACCAUUUUAAAUGUAGUGGGUAAUGCUGUGAAAUUUUCAAAAGAGGGCAACAUCUUAAUUUCUGCUUGUAUUGCUAAGGCAGAAUCUUUAAGAGACUCCCACAUUCCUGAAUUUUCUCCACUGCUAAGUGAUAAACACUUCUAUUUGCGAGUACAGGUAAAAGAUUCGGGAUCAGGAAUUAGUCCCCAAGAUAUUCCAAAGAUAUUUAACAAAUUUACACAAAAUCAUGCAACAGCAAAUAGAAACUCUAGUGGCACAGGACUUGGGCUUGCUAUUUGUAAGAGGUUUGUAAGUCUCAUGAAGGGGCAUAUUUGGAUUGAAAGUGAAGGUCUGGGAAAAGGGUGUACUGCUGUAUUCAUAGUGAGACUUGGGAUUGCAGAGCACUCACAUGAUUCUGGGCACCAUUUUAUCCCUAAACUGCAAGCAAACCAUGUGCAAGCAAGCUUUUCAGGACUUAAAGUUCUCCUAAUGGAUGACAAUGGAAUCACCAGGAUGGUGACAAAGGGACUUCUUGUGCAUCUGGGAUGUGAUGUGACAGUUGUUACCUCUGGUGAUGAGUGCUUGAGGGUUGUUACUCAGGAGCACAUGGUUCUUUUUCUGGAUCUAAGCAUUACUGGGAUGGGUGCAUAUGAAGUUGCAGUCUGUGUACAUGAAAGAUUUCCGAAACGUCAUGAGAGGCCGCUGCUAGUGGCACUUACAGGGAACACAGAAAAAGCAACCAAGGAGAACUGCUUGAGAGCUGGUAUGGAUGGUGUCAUACUGAAACCUGUUUCCCUUGAGAAGAUGAGAAAUGUUUUGUUAGAACUCUUAGAGCAUCAGGCCCCACGGGAAGUCCAGUAAGUAGUAGUUAAAUACAGGCAUCAGGGAGUUGACUUGAGGGAGUCACCACCUGAAAAGAUAAAUUUCAGAAGCUGCAGCUGCACACGUCCACGCCAUUCUCAUCCCGUAUUCCAUGGCAUGAUGGCCAAAGUCGUCUCUCCAGCGAAGCAUGGAAGGAUAUUUUACUACUAAUGGUAUUAGUAUUCUUAUCCCAAAGAAGUGACAAAGGAAUGGAGCAAGUAAUCCAGAUUGGACUGCAUGCUGUGGGUCUUGAUCUCAUACUUAAAGGGCUGCUAUUUCUGCUUCAAAGCCUGAUCGUUCUCAUCAGCAACCACAUGAUAUAUAAAAGUAAAUAUGUGCCAUCUUCUCUACGUGUAUGGUAAGAGUUGAUACUUCAGUAAUAUUAUAUGUAACAUUAUUAUCUUCUACAGUCUUCUCUGUGAGUCUUUAUCUUCAACAGCCUUGCUUCUUGGUCCUGUGCAUAUGCGAACUUGUGCAAAUUGCAAAAUGUGGUGUCCGGGGAUACGUCCUUGGGUAAUGAUCUUUAGAGUUA